AUGUCUUCAUGUUUUGGAUCAAGAAAGUCAAGAAGUGAGGAUACUCGUCCAUUGUUACCUCAAUAUGAGGACGAUACCUCACUCCAGAGAACUGUUCAUCAGAAAUUACACACAUAUCAGAUGAUUAAAGCAUUAUCCAAGGGAUUUAUGCCAUCUACUGAACAGACUAUAGUCAAUUUAAGAACACUAUUGGCUUCAGAUGUUUUGAAUCCAGAUAAUCCAGAAUUAACAGAUAGUGGAAGAAGAUUGCUUAAGUUUACGAAACAAUGGCUUACGGAUUUCAUUGAAUUGCUACGAAAUAAGAAUGAUGGAGAUCAAAUUCAGGAUUUUAUAUGGUUCUUGAUACAUUCAAGAAUAAAUGUCAAUACAUCGGAUCUUAUCGAAAGAGCUACCAACACAAGAGCAAAGGCAGAUGCCUCAGCUGCAUACGCAAGUAUCAAGACUGUUGGCAGCCUUUUGUUGACCAAUUCCGACUUUCGUAUAUUCCUCUCGGACCUCAAUACCAUUGGUCGGCAGGUUUUCGCAGAUACCGCAAAGACAGUAUCAACUGUUGCAGACGAUGCUGCGAGUAGGAUCGAGCCAUCAGAUGUAGAAAACGAGGCAUUGAAGAAGCCGGGAAAAGAGCGAAGUGAGCCCAUUCUCAAAGAAGACCUCCAAGCCGAAGCGAGCGAGAUCGGUGAUGUUAUUACGAAUGGCUUGAAAAAGGCAGGCAAACAAGCAGGCGCAAGUUUGAAGGAGAACAUUUCUGGAGAGCAAAGAGAGACUCUCCGAUAUCGUUUGAAGGAAGCCGUUAUGAAAUUAACAAAACGAAAUGAUUACUCGGAUUCAGUCAACACAAUUGGUCUUCUCAUCCAAAGAUAUGCCAAAGCUUAUUCCCGAGCUGUGGAUGAAUCUAUCAGCGCAGUCCAAGAUGACGUCGAACCCAAUCCAGCACUCGAUCGUGCAGUGAAGAAUGGUUGGUCUUUGCUCAGUUCUUUCGGUGACAAGGAUGCCUGGAAAGAGCUCGAGACUAGAUUCAACAAAGUCAUGGAACAUUCUCAAAAGGAUCCUGAAUUUGAGAACCUCAUGGGAGAAUUGGCAAAGUCGGUUCAACAAAUGCUUUCAGAUCCAGACUUUUUUGACGCUGCGGCAAACAAGGUCGAAAAGUUGAAGGAGAAAUCUAAACAAGUGGGCACCGAAUCUCCUCUCCGAAAAGAUAUCGAUGAUCUUCUCAAACAAGCACACAUAACAUUCGAUUCCGUAGUGAAUGAUCAAGAAGUCUCCAAACUUGUUCAUUCAACCCUGAAGAUAUGGUCCAUCCUCAACCCACUCAAUAAACAGUCUAACACUGAACUCUUCACUGACCUAUCUACUGUUUUGAUACCCAUGUUUAUCUCCGCUAUCCAAUACGUACCAAUUCCUCGUCUCGAGAUAUCUGUCCCAGAGAUCGAUCUCCUUCUCGAGAAUCUAAUCCUCGAACCUGGUAGAACUAUAAACCAUACCAGUUUCCUACCUUACCGACUAAAGAUCGAAACCUACAAUGAUCUCUCAAUCCACAAAGCUCGAUUCCGUACUUUCUCAAAGGUAACUUCAAAGGUAACGGUCAAGAUUCAGGGUCUUUCAGUCAGAGCUGACGAAGUUGGAUUCUGGUUGAGAGCUCAUAAAAGUUUGUUUUGGUUGGCUGAUGAAGGUAUCGCUUCUUUCGAGCUUGACGAUAGGGGUAUCGAUAUCGAAUUUGAUGUCGAAAUCGGACACAACCAACUUGAGAAAAUCCUUACCUUGAAGGAUACACGUGUGAAGAUUCAUCAUCUUUCAUAUAAACUCAGCAAAUCGAAGUUUGCUUGUUUAGCCUGGAUCUUCAAACCACUCCUCCGCCCCAUCCUCCGCAAAACUAUCGAAUAUCAACUCUCUACCGCCCUCGCGGAUUUCUUCCACGCAGCAAAUCGUGAACUUCUCUACGCUCGUGAGCGUCUCCGCGCAACAAGAAUUUCAUCUCCGGAUGAUAUCCAAACGUUCAUUAAAGCAAUCAUCACUAGAUUAACACCAGAAGAAGAUCCAGAUUUGUAUGUGAAUGUGGGAGUACAAGGUGGAGCUAAGAGCAGAGGAAAUGUGUUCAAGGGUGUUUAUGCACCGGGUAGUGUAGUGAGGGUUUGGGAGAGAGAGGGAAGGGAUGCGGAGGAAAUCGUUGAGGGUGAGGGUGAGAAUAAUGGAGGUUGGAGAAAUGCUGUGUUUGAUGUGGGUGGUCAGGGUCAAGGUGUUAUGGGUUGGUAG
This is a messenger RNA of Sclerotinia borealis F-4128, 2250 nucleotides long. The record is from the annotation of a GenBank genome assembly. Lineage: Eukaryota; Fungi; Ascomycota; Leotiomycetes; Helotiales; Sclerotiniaceae.